This is a messenger RNA of Symbiodinium sp. CCMP2592, 879 nucleotides long. The record is from the annotation of a GenBank genome assembly. Lineage: Eukaryota; Dinophyceae; Suessiales; Symbiodiniaceae.
AUGGCCAGCGGAGCCGGUUCAGUGGCCGCUUCCGCGGCGGGCCCGGCACAGGCCUUCGUCGCUUCACCCAUCCGCGUUCCAGCGGCUCCCGCCCAGAGGUCAGGAGCCUCCCAAGCUUCCUCGAGCUCUUCUUCCGCCAGCUCUGGGACCGGCCUCUCCACGGCCAUGUUCGCCCUGGGCACGGCGGGUGCCGUCGCCGCCCGCAGCCGUGCCCGAAACGGCGCAGCACCCGCGGCCCUCCGAAAGCUCCUCCGUGCCAGCGCCAAGGGCACCAAGCUCUCAGUCCAGCCGAGCGGUGUGUCGCUCUGCGCCGAGGGCCGGGGCUUCAGCGCUGUGGCCAGGCAGGCGCUGGCCGAGGCACCCGUCAAAACCGGUACCAGCUACGAGGUGGGCCAGAAGCUCCAUGGAUGGACUUGCGUCCGCUCUGAGUAUGUCAAGGAGUUCAGCUGCAGUGGCUACCUGUUCAAGCACGAUAAGACGGGUGCUGAGCUGAUGUCCAUGGUGCAGCCCGCGGAUGAGAACAAGACCUUCAGCGUGGUUUUCCGCACGCCUCCGGAGAAUUCGAACGGUAUCGCUCAUGUCCUCGAGCACUCGGUGCUUUGUGGCAGCCGCAAGUACCCACUGAAGGAGCCCUUCGUGGAACUCAUGAAGUCAAGCCUCCAGACCUUCCUGAACGCCAUGACCUUCCCAGACCGAACCUGCUACCCAGUGGCCAGCUGCAAUCUCAAGGACUUCUACAACCUCAUCGAUGUCUAUCUGGAUGCAGUCUUCCAUCCCCGUGCCAUCAACGACCCCCGGGUGCUGGCCCAGGAAGGACUGAAAGGUCAGAUCGUAAUCAUGAUAAUGGCCGCCGUAGACUCAGUGGUGGAACACCAAUGA